AGAUAAUUGAACUACUUCGCAUGAUCAUCAAAAGUCAAAUUAUAAAAAGUAAGGAGUUGCCGCAAUUUCUUUUCCUUGAAGAUGCAUGUCAUUUCUUAUCCCAAAAACGGUUCCCAUUUCGGCAGCAAACGACGCGAAUUCAGAUAGCGGCGAAACCGAUAUCGGCGACUUAUGCACUUGAAGGACCUCGGUCAGUCUCAACUUGAACCAGCUAAAUUGGUGUCGUUUUUAAUUCGUUUUUUGGUAGCAAAUAAAAGUGAAGCGCAGCGGUCCCUGCAGAGAUUGUGCUGCUCCGGUCCCAAAAUACAAGGCCAAGCCGUCGCAGGGUCCGUCGGGCGGGACUAUUUCAGACAAACUGGGAGGCCAAAAGAGUUCAGCUUCAGCCAGACACUAGCUCAGCUCCCUUACUUUUUUCAGACAAAAGUAAGGAGAAAUAGCGCAGCUCCCCCGUCGCAGCUCGAGACUCGGGGGAGCAAAAACAGGGCGGAUUUGGGGAAAUCGUCGGAAUGGUGUCAGAAGGCGCCUAUACCGUCGCGAUUCAGUGACUUUCUAUUAGUUUUCUUGUCCCCGGUCUGUAUCGGUCGACUUGGCUCAUCAAGGGGCUCGAUUCAGGAGGUCUACGUAGACCUCCCCCGAGAGCCGGAAUCACACUGCUACGCUCGAUCCAGAUAGAGGUCAUUCUGGACCAUAUUUCUGUUUUAAAAAGACUAUGUUUGAAUCGCGGCCUGCAAAAACCCAGCUUUUGAGUACCGGCCACUUGAUAACUUUCCCAAAUGUACAAACUUCAGCACUUCCGCUGCAAUUUUCGGCGGACACGCGACGGCCCCAAGAGUGGCGCUGCAACUCCUUACUUUUUUCAGUUGGUUGAUGCUUGACGAUCAUGCGAAAUAGUGCAACUCUCCAGAUUCAGACUUCCCCUUACUUUUUUCAGCCUUGGCUGAAGUAGUCCUGAACUAUUUUGGCAUCCCCAAAAUAUUUCAGACAAAAUAGCUCCACUCCCCUUACCUUUUUCAGUUGGUUGGUGUCUGAUCAUGUGAAAGAGUUCAGCUAUCUUUUGACUUUUCGCAUGACAAAUGCAAAUUAUAAUCUAGCUCAAGUCGAGACUGCCUGAGCUAUUUAAUUUCAUGCCUCUUUUGGCGAUCGGAAAGACGAAUAAACAAGCGAAAAUCCAUGACAAAAGUGGCCACAUUUCGUUUCAGGUGAUUUUGCAGUGCUCGCACUUCACGCGCGUGCUCCCGGACCCACUGGAAAAAGCGGAAAUGGUGAUUUUGCACAACGAGACGAUUAAUCCGGACAGUACCGAAAAGCUGGAGGUCGUACCAGUGCAAAUCACCUUUCCCCCGGAAGAGGAGGACUAAAGCUACUUACUUACGGGGGAACAACGAGGAGAAUACCGGCGUUAUUCACGACCUCUCGGGUCGUUUGGGACGAGUUGGAAUUUAUUAUUUCUUUGCCCUGUCCGUCUCUGUAGUGGUACGGAUUGGGAUUACAGGUUGAUGUUCAGCUUCUUACAUUUCUUUAUCUUUUUUACGCUCUUGUAUUGGGUGGUGAUGGUGAUGUUACAGUGUCUUCAUGAAUGUGAUGCAUCUUCUAGUACAACUUGUUGAAGACAUGUGAUUACGACUUGACAUUUACUUUUUAUUCAAUAGCGAUAUCUAAAUUCAACUCUUGUUCUGGUCUGCCUACAGCAGCCAUUGUACACUAGGAAAAUUUGCUGGUUUUUUUGAACAUAGCGUUUACAAUUGUAGUUUCAUGUUUUUGGAAAGAAUUUUCAUGAACUUGUACAGAAGUAAUAGCAUUGAGCUUUUUGGGUUAAUGUGUGCCUCGGCGAUGAAAGAAGCACUUUGAUAUAUUUGCGUUGCAUUUUUGAUGUAACGCAGAAAUAUGCUGCAUUUUUGAUGUCGCAGUUACUGUUGCUUUCUCUUUAAUCGUAAACUACGAUCCAGCGCAGUUGCUAAAUUCAUUUCCACUGUCCGAUCGGAGUAGAACGCCCGGGCAGCCGCCCUCCUACGAUUGCGAAACGCCCCGAGGCUAUAUUCGCAAAGAAUACCGGCGACCGGCGGUCUUACUUUUCGUCGACAACUGCAGGGAGCUGGAGACGUUUCUGCAGCGAAAGAUCGAGAACGAGUGGCGCCAGUGGGUGGACGAGGAGGUUUUGAUGAAGCAAAACACUAAAAACAAAGUGAAAAGUCUCGUCGUCCACCUGGAGCUGGGCUGUGGUGUCAGAGUGCCUUCGUGUAGGAGCGAGGGCGAAAGACUCGUGUGGGAGGUGAAUGAGCUUGCUGCGAAAACGAAGAGGAAGUCGAACUCGGAAGUCGAAGUCGAAAGGACGAUCAUUGAGGAGGAAGAAACUCCUCGUCCUACAACUACAAAAGCCAACUUAAUCCGAAUCAACCCUGCAGAGCCAACUUUUGUUUUCCUGCGCAAGAUUGACAAUCCGCUGUUCUGGCAUUUCAACGAGGAUGAUCUCUGCUAUCGCACCAUUGCGGGCCAGGAAGAGCUAUGCCGAGGUAGUGUUUUCCAAACUUGUUAAUGCACAUGACAAAUCUGGAGAUGAAGUUGCAGUGGUCGCAUUUCACGCGCGUGCUCCCGGAACCACUGGAAAAAGCGGAAAUGGUGAUUUUGCAGGCGGGGGGGCCGGAACAAACUUUCGGGCGAAGGGAUCAAGCAGCUCGUGAACACUUUGUAUGCAAUGCAAAAGUAUCGUGCUAGUAGUAAUUGCAUUGCAAAUUGCCUCAGCAUGACAAAUGGAAUUUGUCAUGCUGUUUUACCUUGAGAUGGAGAUUUGUAAUGCAUAAUGAUAAUUGCAAUUGCUACGAGUCAUUGCGUUGCUUUUGCAAUGCAUACUUUGUUGUGACCGACGAUUGUGAAGUUCAAAUGUUUUCUCGACGUGAAUGUCGACCAGGAAAACGUCCGCCAGUUGACCACCGAGGAGCUGCUGGGCGUUCUCUCCGUCCGCUUGGCCUGGCUGGCCACCAACACCGAGGAUAACAUUAGCAACGAACUGGCGGGGGCACACUGGCUUGUGGAGUGGAGUUUGCUGAUCGAUCUGAUCAACUGGAAUAUCCAAGAAAAAGCAACCAUAGCCAUGCAAUUUGUCAUGCAAAACACGCAUAAACUUGAGUACUUGUCAUGCAAAGAAUGACAAAGUACUCAAAUUUAUGCGUGCGGAAAAAAUUAUGGAUGGGGAUCAUGGUUGAUGUUUUUUUGUGGAUAGGGAAACUCUUUUUCCUCUACGACUUCUCGCGCGUGAUCUUCCCGCUGCUCUUAUGAUCCAAAAAAAAUGAGACCCAUAUCCAGCAUCCAAUUUGUCAACAUGCAAAACAUGCAAGGUCAGACCCAGUGUAGUUUAUCAUGCAAAAAAUGGAUGGAGAUGCCGAUGCUGGGUCCUUUUUUGUGGAUGCCUGUACGUGAUUUCCGACAGUAUCAGGAUCAAGCAUGGCGGAGCUCCUCCUGAGGGCAUUAGCGGGCGAGAUGGUGAGCAAAAUGAAGACAAAGUUCUCCUAUGGCGUUCUCAAAUGUUACAUUCUCAAUUAUUACACGAAUUUGUGAUGCAAAACCAGCAAUAGGGAAAGGGGCAAGGUUGCAAGUCUAGCAUGACAAAUUUGGUAAAAUUUUUCAGACAGCGGCAGGAUGGCCAGUGCUCGCACUUCACGCGCGUGCUCCCGGACCCACUGGAAAAAGCGGAAAUGGUGAUUUUGCACAACGAGACGAUUAAUCCGGACAGUACCGAAAAGCUGGAGGUCGUGCCAGUGCAAAUCACCUUUCCCCCGGAAGAGGAGGACUGAAGCUACUUCCUUACGGGGGAACAACGAGGAGAAUACUGGCGUUAUUCACGACCUCUCGGGUCGUUUGGGACGAGUUGGAAUUAUUUCUUUGCCCUGUCCGUCUCUGUAGUGGUACGGAUUACAGGUUGAUGUUCAGUUUUUUUUAUCUUUUUUACCCACUUUUAUGGGGUGGUGAUGGUGAUGUUACAGUGUCUUUAUGAAUGUGAUGCAUCUUCUAGUGCAACUUGUUGACAUGUGAUUACGACUUGACAUUUACUUUUCAUUCAAUAGCGAUAUCUAAAUUCGACUCUUGUUCUGGUCUCUCUACAGCAGCCACUGUACACUAGGAAAAUUUGCUGUUUUUUUUUUGAACAUAGCGUUCACAAUUGUAGUUUCGUGUUUUUGGAAAGAAUUUUCAUGAUCUUAAACUUGUACAGAAGUAAUAAAUAGCAUUGGGCUUUUUGGGUUAAUGUCAGCCUCGGCGAUGAAGUAAGCACUUUGAUAUAUUUGCGUUGCAUUUUUGAUGUGUCGCAGAAAUAUGUUGCAUUUUUGAUGUCGCAGUUACUAUUGCUUUCUCCCUAAU
Messenger RNA from Amoebophrya sp. A120, 4350 nucleotides. Lineage: Eukaryota; Dinophyceae; Syndiniales; Amoebophryaceae. The record is from the annotation of a GenBank genome assembly.